AUGGCAUACAAAGUGCGAUACAUGUGGCAUCCGACGCACCUAGUUUCCGAUCUUGAAGCAUGCUCCAAAUUCUUCCGAGAAGUCUUCAACGUGACGAGCGUGCCAGUGGAGGCCAACCUCCCGCCUCGCGAGGAGUGUCCAACAUACCCGCGCGACUAUUCGAUCCUGACCAUGAUCCGCGAGGUCAUGUUCGACUGCAUCGACCCUCUCAAGUACGUAGUGGAAGGACGGCAGACAUUUGAAUCCGUGGACGCGCCGGGCCACGGCCACCUAUCCGGCUUCGGGCUGGCAGUCGACGGCGCCGACGAGCUGUACAAGGCGUGCGUGGCCAACGGGAUCCGCAGCACCGACCAGGCGAACCGGCUGGGGAGUCCCAACCGGCCGCCUGUGACGGGGUUCAAGCCCGCCACGCUGUUCUUCACCCUGCCCGAGACCACGGGGCUGCGGUACCAGAUCUAUGCGCGAGCCGCGACCGGCCCUCCUCACCCGCGCGUCGAUCCGGAAUGGACGCUGCCGCCCGUGUCGGCGGACGACCCGCUCUCGCUGGAGUUCUGCUCGCAUCACACCAUCCUCUCGUCGAACCCGGCCAAGGCGCUUAAUUUCCUCGUCGGGAUCCUGCACGGCCGCGUCAUCCACCAGGGGUGCAAUGAGCUUCUCGAGACGGAUAGCACUUAUAUCGCCCUUGGCGACGGCGUCUACGAGGUCGCCGUGCCGACGAGGGCGGGCUCGUUCGCCGCCAGGGAUUUGAGGUUCAAUGCCCCCUUCGCCUUCGACACCUACCAUGCUCUCACGUGGAAAGUCGCCGACCUGUCAAAGGUCCGUCGCCACCUCGAGGCCAAGAACAUUCCGUUGUUGAUGCAGGACGAACAUACCCUCGUCACGGAUCCAAAGCAUACUAUUGGAGUGCCGUGGGGGUUCACGGACAGAAAGGUCCCCGGCGACCUGAGACUGUCGCCUUGA
Messenger RNA from Capronia epimyces CBS 606.96, 960 nucleotides. RefSeq lists its product as uncharacterized. The transcript has a single exon. NCBI's taxonomy places the organism in Eukaryota, Fungi, Ascomycota, Eurotiomycetes, Chaetothyriales, Herpotrichiellaceae. Bases 1 to 960 code for a protein of 319 amino acids. The record is from RefSeq and is a predicted model, not a curated record.